GAAGCCAGGAGGGGGAAAAUUCCCUGAAAGACCAAAAAAAAGCAGAAAGGAAACGAAAAUGUUCGUCGCCGACGACGACUCAGUUCAGAUUGUUCGGCUUCUUGACCAGACGCUUACUUCCAUCGAUGGCGGUUCUGUCCUCGAGGCGACGGAGGCUCUGGAUCGACUGUCUACGGAGCUCCCUCACUUCCCUUUUCGUCUUCUCUCCAUCGCUUCCGGAGGUGAAAAUCCAAGUCAUAGAGUUGCUGCUGCGACAUAUCUCAAGAAUUUUACCAGAAAGAGCACCGGGACUGGAGGGACCAUCUCAGAAGUCAGCAAGGAGUUUAAGGAUCAGCUCCUCCGAGCUUUGCUUCAGGCAGAGCCUGCACUUCUUAAAGUUCUACUGGAACUGUUCCACAUUGUUGUUGUGUCAGAAUUUGUGAAGAAAAAUGCCUGGCCUGAACUUGUACUGGAGCUGCGUGCUGCUAUCGAGCAGAGCAGUUUAAUAAGCAGUUCAGACUCUAGGUGGAGUACUGUGAACGCUCUGAUGGUAUUGCUCACAGCUGUAAAGCCUUUUCAGUACUUCUUGCAACCAAAACUUGCUACGGAGCCAGUACCAGAGCAGCUCGAGAGUAUCACGAAUGAAAUUCUUGUACCCUUGAUAUCAGUAUUCCAUCGUCUCGUUGACAAGCAGGCUUUGGCUACACAUGAAUGGGGUGAACUGGAAAUGGAAAAGACACUCCACAUCAUGUGCAAAUGCCUAUACUUUUCAGUGAAGUCCCAUAUGCCAUCUGCUAUGUCACCUCUGCUCGGUUCCUUCUGUCGGGAUAUGAUCAGAAUUCUGGAUACCUUGAGUUUUGAUUGGAGUGUUAAUCCUUCCGAUGGGUACUUGAUAAGGUUGAAAGCUGGAAAAAGAAGUUUGCUCCUCUUUGGCACACUUGUCAGCAGACAUAGAAAAUACUCUGACAAGUUGGUGCCGGAGAUAGUAAACUGCUCAAUGAAGAUUGUCAAACAUAGCUCAAACAUCAGUAAGCUCGGAUGCCUAACUGAGAGAAUUAUAUCACUUGCUUUUGAUGUGAUUUCACGCGUUAUGGAAAUUGGCCCUGGAUGGAGAUUACUUUCUCCCCAUUUUUCUUUUUUGUUGGACUCCGCAAUCUUUCCAGCCCUGGUGCUGAAUGAAAGGGACAUAUCUGAGUGGGAAGAAGAUGCAGAUGAAUUCGUUAGAAAAAACCUUCCUUCUGAACUAGAAGAAAUUUCUGGGUGGAGGGAGGACUUGUUUACUGCCAGGAAAAGUGCUAUGAACUUGCUUGGUGUUCUUGCCAUGUCAAAGGGACCACCAGUGUCUUCUACAAAUAAAGCUUCCUCAGCGGCAUGUAAGCGGAAGAAAGGUGAAAAGAACAGAAGAAAUAACGAAAGAUGUUCCAUGGGGGAUCUACUAGUGCUUCCAUUUUUGUCAAAGUUUCAUGUGCCUUCAAAGAGUAACAUAGUGGAUGCUCGUACUUCAGCAGCCUAUUUUGGUGUCCUAAUGGCAUAUGGUGGCCUGCAAGAGUUUAUCCAAGAACAAAAUCCUGAGUAUGUGGCAUCGUUUGUCCGUACCCGCGUGCUACCGAUUUAUUCUACACCUGAUUGCUCACCUUACUUGGUUGCAUCUGCAAAUUGGGUACUUGGAGAGCUUGCGUCCUGCCUACCUGAGGAGAUGAAUGCAGAUGUUUUUUCGUCCCUGCUGAAGGCAUUAGCAAUGCCAGAUCAGGUGGAGAUCUCUUGCUACCCAGUGCGUGUUUCAGCUGCUGGUGGAAUAGGUUCACUACUUGAAAAUGAGUACCAACCACCUGAAUGGUUGCCGCUUCUUCAGAUUAUUAUUGGUAGGAUUGGCAAAGAGGAGGAAGAAGAUAGCAUUUUGUUUCAGCUUCUCAGAUCUGUGGUCGAGUCAGGAAGUCAAGAUAUCGCCAUGCAUAUUCCGUACAUCCUAUCCUCCCUAGUUAGUAAUAUGCUGAAGUUUAUGCAUCCUAGUGAAGAUCCAUGGUCUCAGGCUAUUCUGGGUGGCCUUGAGGCAUUAGCAGCAAUGGCUCAAACUUACGAGAGCUCCAAGCCUGAAACAGAUGAAGAGAAAAAUCAAGCCACUGAAAUAUGGCUAAACGGUCAAGGCACCAUCAGCAAAGCUUUGUCAGAAGUUUUACAGCACGCAUGGCUGGCAACAGAUGUGCCUCCUACUUCAUGCAUAGAUCAUUUGUCGACGAUGUUGCGGUUCAUUGUGCUUGCUUCUACUAACUGCAAUAUAGUCGUGGAGCUCAGAUUAAACGAAAUACUCGUAGUUUGGGCUGAUCUUCUUGCUAGCUGGAAUGGUUGGGAAGAGUCGGAGGACUUGUCCGUUUUUGACUGCAUAGAAGAAGUUGUGGGAGUAAACAACAAAUAUGGUUUUAGGAGUUUCCUUUCCAGAGAUAUGCCAUCCCCUCCAGCCAUGCCAGUCCGUCCACGAUCUGUUGUUGAAUCCAUUGGUUCGUUUGUCAGCAAAGCGAUACUUGAGUACCCGUCUGCCACAAGGAGGGCUUGUUCUUGUGUCCACUCGUUAUUACAUGUGCCAGACUACUCAUCUGACAUUGAAGGAGUAGGGAAAUCAUUAGCGGUUGUCUUCAGUGAAGCGGCCUUUUCUCAUUUUCUAGAAUUGCGUGAGGAACCUUGUUCUUUGUGGAGGCCUCUUUUGCUGGCAAUAUCAUCAUGCUAUAUCUCCUAUUCGGAUAUUGUGGAAGGCGUUCUAGAGAAAGUGAUAUCUGGAGGUUUCGAGUUAUGGGUAUCUUCAUUGGCAUUUUCAUAUUCGCUUACGAUUGAUGCCAGUCCAUCAAUAGCAUCAGAACUAAAGCUAUAUGUGUUGACGUUAGUAAAGGUGAUCGAGCAGCUUUUAGAUGUAAGGCAUGAGAAUGCAACUGAUGAUUUGGCAAGGAAGUGCUUUGUUUCAUUGAUGGAUGCUUCUCGGAGGCUAGAGGAAUUGAACGAAGUUACAGAGGAUGAUGAAGAUGAUGGAGAAUCCGAAGAAGAAGAGGCAGAGUCUGAUGAAAGUGAUUCAAAUGACGAGGAUUCUGAGAGCGAUGAGUGUGACGAAACUGAGGAAGAAUUUCUGGAAAGGUAUGCUAAAGCUGCUGCAGCAUUGGAGGAUGGUGAAGUUAUUGAAGAGGCGGAUGAAGAAGAUGAUGAGCGUGAGAUUGAUUUGGGUUGUCUGAAUGAAAUCGAUCCGCAGAAACUGGUUGUAUCAUUAAUGGAGAAGCAUCACCAGAAAGUAUUAAAACUUGUACCCUCUGAAGUGAUCUCAACCUUUCUAAAUGCUUUUCCUGUAUAUACCAGUUUCUUCUCUGAAGUGCACUAAACAUUAGACUACACUCGUCCAUGUUUUUGGUGAGACUUUUGACUUUUUGAGGCAUUGAAACAGUUUUCGAAUGAUCUAAUAUUCUCGGGCACAACCUUAGAUUCUCUGAAUUCUCUGAUACUGAUCAUGAUUUUAUCCCGAUGCAUAUAAGAUUCCCCUCUAUAGAAUCUUAGACAUACAUGUAAUAACAGAAAUAAUUAUUUUACUGUUCAUACCAUGAAUAUGUGACUAAUUAAGAUUUUAGAAAAA
Molecule: messenger RNA, 3586 nt
Organism: Eutrema salsugineum
Lineage: Eukaryota; Viridiplantae; Streptophyta; Magnoliopsida; Brassicales; Brassicaceae
Product: importin beta-like SAD2 homolog
Exons: 21
Coding region: 59-3337 (1092 amino acids)
Biological process (GO): protein import into nucleus
Cellular component (GO): nuclear envelope; cytosol
Molecular function (GO): small GTPase binding
Source: RefSeq, a predicted model, not a curated record